AUGGAUAGAAUCCUUUCCUGGAAUGUACGAGGGAUUAACAGUCAACAUAAACAUAGGGAGAUUAAGCAUUUAAUUCUUUCAAAGAAUGUUGGUUUGGUUAGUCUUCUCGAAACAAAAGUGAAAAAUAAAAAUAUGGGUUCUAUGUACACAAGUUUGUUCUCGGGAUGGUGCUUCACUAAUAACAAUCCUUUGAUUGAUAAGGGUAGAAUAAUAAUUGCUUGGAACCCGAGAGUGUUCUCUCUAGAUGUCAGGUUAUGUAGUACUCAAUUAAUUCAUUGUUUGGUACAAUUUCCAAAUCGGGCAAGAAGGUUUAUGAUUACUUUUGUGUAUGGUUUCAACGAUGAAUUAUCUAGGGAUCAGCUAUGGAAUGAUUUACAAGAAUUGGCUGUAGAUAUAACCGAUCCUUGGAUGGUGAUAGGAGAUUUCAAUGAGAUUCUUUCACUGCAUGAAAGAAUAGGCAAAAAGGUUACUAUUAAGAUUUCAAGCAGAUUUCUGGAUUGCUUGACAGCUUGUCAUUUGGAAGAUUUGAAAUUUUCAGGCUGCUUCUAUACGUGGAAUAACAAGCAGAGAGCAGAGGAGAAGAUCUAUUCAAAGAUUGAUAGGGCUUUAGUUAAUCCACAAUGGACAUACUAUUUUCCUAACUCAGAAGCUGUGUUCUUAUCGGAAGGGAUCUUCGAUCAUAGUCCAAUUCUUGUUCAUUUUACCUUGGAGAUGCAAUUGGAGAAGAAGCCAUUUAGAUACUUCCGGAUGUGGAAAGAAGCAACUUGUUAUGAAGACAAGGUUCAAACCAGUUGGAACAUACCAGUUGCUGGUACUGCAAUGUUCCAAGUGAUAUCUAAGCUGAAAAGACUGAAACAGGUGUUAGUGAGUAUAAAUAGAGAGGGUUUUUUUUGA
This is a messenger RNA of Humulus lupulus (European hop), 894 nucleotides long. RefSeq lists its product as uncharacterized. Bases 1 to 894 code for a protein of 297 amino acids. NCBI's taxonomy places the organism in Eukaryota, Viridiplantae, Streptophyta, Magnoliopsida, Rosales, Cannabaceae. The record is from RefSeq and is a predicted model, not a curated record. The transcript has a single exon. Gene Ontology annotation, molecular function: catalytic activity.